AGAUUACUAGUUACUAGUUUAAUUUUCUGAAGGGGAGAGGCAGAGUGAAAGGUUGAACGCGAUCAAAAGAACGAAAGAGCAUUGGUAGAACGUGGACUCCUAGCCUUCUUUCAUCCUUAGACCUACUUAUCUUAAUGGAAUGUUGAUAUCUACAAGCAACAUAACAAUGUCAAAGAAAUUUGUAGUGGGGCUUAUCUUCUUCAGAAUAAACACCUUUUAGUUUUCUUCCAAAAUUUGGACAGAAAAAAUGGAUUUGGCGAUGGGGUUGAAGAGCGGGUUUACCAUAUUGGGGUGUGUAAUUACAGCAACGGUCAUCUACACCGUCAUCAGCGACGGUCUUCCUUUCCGCAUCGAACUCCUUACUCCGUGGAUGGCUGUAACAUUGAUUGAUUUUUACAUCAACACCUUUGCAAUUGGGGCUUGGGUUGUGUACAAGGAAACAAGCUGGACCUUUGCUGUUCUCUGGGUUGCUCUACUUAUAUGCUGGGGAAGCAUUACAACAUGCAGCUAUAUUGUCUUGCAGCUCCUUAAACUGUCACCUAAAGAAUCAAUGCAAGAUCCAAUUUACUAUGUUUUGCUACGCCGUGGGAAAACGAACAGAGCAGAAAGUAAUAAAAAGUUCCCUGUUGGAAUUGCAAAAGCUGUGUUCAUUGCUUUGGGCUGUCUAAUGUUAGGAGCAUUGAUCUACACCAUUGUCACAGAUGGAUCUCCCUUUCGCAGAGAAUUAUACACACCGUGGGUAUCUGCAACAUUAGUUGAUUUAUACAUUAGUAUUGUGGUUCUUUCGGUCUGGGUUUCAUACAAAGAGUCGAGUUGGAUAAGUGCUGCUUGUUGGAUAGUUUUACUAGCAUGUUUGGGAAGCUUUAGCACGUGUAUCUACGUUGUUGUACAGCUAUUCCGCCUCUCUUCUCAAGAUCCCGUCUACUAUAUUCUUUUCAAAGGUCGUAACAGGGCAGAAGAUUAGAAGAAGGCAAUGAAGAAACAUUGAAAGAAGGCAUAAGCGUGGAAGAUACCUAGCUAGCGCUCUUGAGCUGAUUUGGUCAUGGAAAUCCACUCUUCUGGCUUUCCACUCAAAAACCAUUCAAUGUUCUAAUUUGGAUUUUCGAAUUUGGAAUAGUUUCGCAGCUGGUUACCAGGAAACAUCAAUACUCAAAUUAUACAUCAAAAUUUGGGUAUCCUUUAUCAAUUAUCAUUGUGGAUGAAUGAAAUCAUCCACGAAACAGUAUAGUUUGCCUCAUUGUCCCAACCGUGAGUGUGCGACUCUGUAACGAUAUUCAAUGUGAAUCACUUGCACCAUCUUAAAAUGGAGUUGCAAUUCCCGUAUAUAAGUUUGCAAUAAAUAAAUCAAGUACUUUGUGGUCUAAUAAAUCAUUGUGGUCCUACCAAAGAAGAUGUUACAAGUUUAAGCUUUAUCUUAAUUAUAAGAAUACUG
Molecule: messenger RNA, 1432 nt
Organism: Cuscuta epithymum
Lineage: Eukaryota; Viridiplantae; Streptophyta; Magnoliopsida; Solanales; Convolvulaceae
Source: the annotation of a GenBank genome assembly